Messenger RNA from Pistacia vera, 899 nucleotides. RefSeq names its product peroxisome biogenesis protein 5-like. The coding region runs from base 1 to 612 and encodes 203 amino acids. Gene Ontology annotation, molecular function: protein binding. The transcript has 6 exons. Gene Ontology annotation, cellular component: peroxisomal membrane; cytosol. Lineage: Eukaryota; Viridiplantae; Streptophyta; Magnoliopsida; Sapindales; Anacardiaceae. The record is from RefSeq and is a predicted model, not a curated record. Gene Ontology annotation, biological process: protein import into peroxisome matrix, docking.
AUGGAUCCCUGUACUUGUUUGUGUAUCAAAAUUGCAGAGUUGGAACAGGCAGCUGCAUUGAAAUACUUGUAUGGAUGGCUGCGUCAUCACCCAAAGUAUGGAACACUGGCCACUCCAGAGCUUGCUGAUUCUUUGUAUUAUGCUGAUAUUGCUAGAUUAUUCGUUGAAGCCUCCCGUAUGUCACCUGAAGAUGCUGAUGUACACAUAGUACUUGGUGUCUUGUACAACUUGUCCAGAGAGUAUGACAAAGCCAUUGAGUCCUUCCAGAUGGCUUUGAAACUCAGGCCAAACGAUUACUCUCUUUGGAACAAACUUGGUGCAACACAAGCCAAUAGUGUUCAAAGUGCUGAUGCAAUAUUGGCGUAUCAACAGGCACUAGAUUUGAAGCCUAACUAUGUUCGUGCGUGGGCAAAUAUGGGUAUCAGUUAUGCAAACCAGGGUAUGUAUGAGGAUUCGAUUCGUUACUAUGUUCGGGCACUUGCAAUGAAUCCCAAGGCAGAUAAUGCCUGGCAGUAUUUGAGAAUUUCUUUGAGCUCUGCUUCUAGGAAUGACAUGCUAGAAGCUUGUGAUUCGCGUAGUCUCGAUGUUCUCCAAAAGGAGUUUCCUCUUUAAUUGCUCUAUCGUUUUAGUAGUUGGUAUGUUGAAUCCCAGGAGAUCAAUUCUGCCCUCAUUUUGGUAGACACCCCUGCAGGAGAGUUGAGAAAGCUGGAAGAUGAAAAAACGUGGUCAUGAGUAUUUUUAGAAUUGUAAUAAGUAUAUCCUAUUGCCUCAUGCACAAUAGGGAGGCGUGAAAAAGUAAUACUGGGUUCUGGAACUGGUUGGGAAAGUAGGCCAUCUUGUAACUGAUACGUAAUGUAUUGAAUAUAUGAUCAAUAAAACAAAUUAAUGUUUCAGAUUUA